AUGACAUCCUUGAACAAUCAAGCUGCAUGGCAGCCCAAGGCUCGCACCAGAUCCCUCCAAGUCGGCCCGGGGCCAACACCUAGCCCAAAUGAGCAUGAAGUGGUGAUCCAAGUGGCCUACGCAGCGGUCAAUCCGACCGAUUGGAAGAUGCAAGACACCCCGUACUUCGAGCUCGAGUACCCAUUCAUCUGGGGCAACGAUGUCGCGGGAACCAUUGUGCAGCUUGGCUCUGAGGUCACGCAAUUCAAAGUCGGGCAAAGAGUAAUUGGACAUUGCGACUCAUUGCUCACGCGUAAAGCCACCAACGCAGGCUUUCAGCUCUACACCACCGUGCGGGAGAUUCUCGUCGCGGAGGUUCCAGACUCCCUGCCUCUCGCCAACGCGGCCGUGCUGCCUCUGUCGGUGUCCACCGCCGCCAGUGCUCUCUACGUGCAGCUGGAUCUGCCUUUUCCUUCCCUGAGUCCGAAGAGCACGGGCAAGCGCAUUGUCCUCUGGGGCGGGAGUUCAUCGGUCGGCAGCUCGGCCAUCCAGCUGGCGGUCGCGUCGGGACUCGAAGUGCUGACUACCGCCAGCGAAGCCAACCACGAUCUUGUCCGGAGUCUUGGCGCUUCGCAGGCCUUCGAUCACCGGGACCCCGACGUGAUUGAUCAGAUUGCCAGUCUUUUGAGGCAGGGAGAUUAUGUUGUGGACUGCAUCGGGAGUGCAGAUACUCAGGCGAAAUGCGGCCAGAUCCUGGGGAGGAUAGGGGGAGGAACGCUCCCGGUGAUGCUAUGGCCGCAGGCCGGGCUGCCGGAGAACGUGAGGGCAGUUUUUGUCAACGGUUUAGAUCCGGGGAUGGUGGAUCUGGACGUGGGCAAUGCGGUGUGGCGGAAAUUCAUCCCUGAAGCGUUGGCAGCGGGGAAGUUCCAGGCAAAACCAGACCCUCGUAUUGUGCCUGGUGGGCUGGAGAAAGUUCAAGAAGGCAUAGAUAUUUUGCGCCAGGGAGUGUCGGCUCAGAAGGUUGUGAUAGAUAUCUCCCAGGAUUGA
Messenger RNA from Aspergillus aculeatinus CBS 121060, 1026 nucleotides. RefSeq names its product zinc-binding alcohol dehydrogenase family protein. Bases 1 to 1026 code for a protein of 341 amino acids. Gene Ontology annotation, molecular function: oxidoreductase activity, acting on NAD(P)H. Lineage: Eukaryota; Fungi; Ascomycota; Eurotiomycetes; Eurotiales; Aspergillaceae. The record is from RefSeq and is a predicted model, not a curated record. The transcript has 4 exons.